UAUUUUCCCCUCUCCGCGCAGGGGCCGCAGUUACAUAGCGCUAUUUUUUUAUUUGUUCGCCUCAUAUAUACAAUUCUAUAUAUAUUUAUACACUCGAGCAUGGAGUUGAACUCUCUGUUAAUCCUCCUGGAGGCAGCUGAAUAUUUGGAGAGAAGAGACCGAGGUAUUUGUCACGGACAGCAGACCCGCGCACACACACACCGGGAAGCAGAACACGGCUAUGCGUCCGUGUUGCCUUUCCACAGCGACUAUUCCAUGAAGAAAACCAAAGCAGCCUCAAUCUCUAGAAAGUCUCAGAAUAACAGGUCAUCGCACAAUGAACUAGAGAAACACAGACGAGCAAAACUCCGACUAUAUUUGGAGCAGCUAAAGCAGCUGGUGCCGCUCGGGCCAGAUAGCAACAGACAUACCACUUUAAGCCUAUUAAAAAGAGCAAAAAUGCACAUUAAGAAACUAGAAGAACAGGACCGAAAAGCACUCAAUAUCAAGGAGCAGCUACAAAGAGAACAUCGCUACCUCAAGCGCCGUUUAGAGCAGCUUUCUGUGCAUGGGAUAGAGCGCAUGCGCACGGACAGCAUGGGCUCUGUCAUGUCCACUGACUCCGAGCAAGAAGUGGACAUUGAAGGCAUGGAGUUUACACCGGGAGAAAUGGACAGUAUUGGCAGCUCCAGUGACGUGGAAGACCACUACAGUUUGCAGAGCGGCUCCAGCGGAAGUGGCUACACGCAUUCCCUGAGACUCACAGCCAGGCUUACAUAGUGGCCAAAAUACUGGACCAACUCAGGACCAUCCGGCUGAAGGCACUUAUAUCAAGAAAACAAAAAAAAAAACUUAAAAAAAAAAAAAAAAGAAAGAA
Molecule: messenger RNA, 856 nt
Organism: Spea bombifrons (plains spadefoot toad)
Lineage: Eukaryota; Metazoa; Chordata; Amphibia; Anura; Pelobatidae
Gene: MXD4
Product: MAX dimerization protein 4
Exons: 6
Coding region: 100-759 (219 amino acids)
Biological process (GO): regulation of transcription by RNA polymerase II
Molecular function (GO): protein dimerization activity; DNA-binding transcription factor activity, RNA polymerase II-specific; RNA polymerase II cis-regulatory region sequence-specific DNA binding
Source: RefSeq, a predicted model, not a curated record